Molecule: messenger RNA, 2322 nt
Organism: Mangifera indica (mango)
Lineage: Eukaryota; Viridiplantae; Streptophyta; Magnoliopsida; Sapindales; Anacardiaceae
Exons: 1
Coding region: 90-2153 (687 amino acids)
Biological process (GO): meristem development; meristem maintenance
Source: RefSeq, a predicted model, not a curated record
UCUCGACUUUCUGUCAACCUUCCACACGAAGAAACCCACAAACUCAUAUCAAGAGAGGGUUUUUGAGUUAUCGUUUGUGAGCUUUAACAAUGGAGAAAGUACUACAAGUUGGCGUUCAAGUGAGGGAAGCGCUGACGGUUCCACCAACAAGUGAUGGGAUUCCUACUAAGAAGCUGGCCCAUUUUCUCAAACCGACCAUGAAAUCUUCUACAGAUGUGGUCUUUGAGCUUCCUUCACAUUGUCUUGACCAUUUACCGCCCGCUUCUGAGCCCAAAAAUUGGCCUUUGAAAGUGGCAUAUCAUGGAUGGAGGUUCCCACAAAUGAAUUGGAGAAGAUGGGUUGAAAAGAUGGUUUCUUUGUAUGAAUGCGCAUGGGAGAAAGUUGGCAUACGAGAAGCCAUUUUGAAUUCUGUCUAUCAAAUUAAGAGAAAUGAUAAUCUGAUUCUUGGUCUUGCUGAGAGAUGGUGUCCAGCAACUAAAAGUUUCAUUUUUUCUUGGGGUGAAGCUACAAUUACUCUAGAAGAUAUGAUGAUUGCAGGGUACUCUGUGUUGGGGUCCCCUGUAUUUUGCCCUGUUGAAGAGGAUGAGUUGAAGCAGUUGGAAAAGAAAUUGAGUGAAGCAGACAUGGAACUCAAAAGGAGUAAAAGCGGGAAGGCACAUCAUUGCUUAUGGAUGAAGAAAUUCAUGGAUAGUGGGAGCGAAAUUGAACACGAAGCUUUUCUUGCCUUGUGGUUGUCAAGGUUUGUACUUAGCCCAAGUGAUGUAAUUGUCAAAUCUGUAUUUCCUAUUGUGGUGCAUUUAGCUAGAGGGACUAGAAUUGCCCUUGCACCUGCUGUUCUUGCCAGCAUUUACAAUGAUUUGAGUUCAUUGAAAGAAAAGAUUGUUGCUUUAACUAAGUUAGACAAUUGGGGAGAUGAAGUUAAUGAAUUAGCUAUUGCUAUACGUUCACCAUUUCAGUUGGUCCAAAUUUGGGCUUGGGAAAGGUUUUCGCACUUGAGGCCAGAUCCUAAUUUGAUCAAAACUGGUGAACCUAGAUUUGCCCGUUGGCAUUCACAAAAUAUUAUUGUUGAGAAUGUGAGGAAAGUAAUAAAUUCAUCAAAAGACGAUUUCGAUUGGCGUCCCUAUGUAAAACCUGUUAAAAAUUGGAAAUUUCCCAAGUUCUAUGGAGAAAAAGAAAUGUGGAUUUCGGUUAAUCCUAAUUUGUCUGAAGAACUACUGUCAUUUGCUCAUUGCUUGAGGGUUUCUGAGCUAGUUGGCCUUAAAUGUAUAGAGCAAUACCUUCCGCAUCGUGUUGCGAUGCAAUUUGGAAUGGACCAAGAUCUUCCAGUUCACGUUGCCCGAAUUAAUGAGACUGCAUAUGUUGCAUGGAGUUAUUACAGUCAGCCAAUUUGUUAUGCUUUGUAUAUUCCAUGCCGGCUGAAUGAGGGUGAUGUAACUAGCCGAUACUCAGAGUGGUGGAAACAAUCAAUUUCAGGUCUGCAAGGUGCCAGUGAGCGUAGCUUCAUUGGUACUAAGAAGAUCAUGGAGACCGCAAAAGGAAAGAAAGAAGCUGGUACUUCAUCAAGCAUUAAGACAAAGCCGGUAACAAAUGCAAAAAACUUUAUCAAAAGGUUCAAAAUAACACAAAGGAGGUUUGAUGGACUGAAUAAAAUGGAUGGUGCCUCUGCUCAUUCUAGUUCUUCACUGAAGAGUUUGUGGAAGGGCAAUGAUUCCUUGGUUCCUCCGGGUUUUCCUCCGAAAUCUGAUGUGGCAGCAACAAGGGAUAUAGUGGAGGAAUAUGAUAUGACUGUUGCAGAUUUUUCAAAACACAGUAAAAAGCAUGAUAAUGGGAAGAAUAAACAGGUUCCAGCCGUUGAACAUUUGUCAAGUAAAUCUAAAAAAUUUUCCUCGUCAACCACAGGUGAUGAGGCUCUUAAAAGGAUUGAUCCACAGACAGAAUUGGCAGAAGAAAUUUUGCAGGAUGAACCUGAUAUUGCAACUGAUAGUAAAGCAAGGGAUCAAGAUCAUAUUCAUGAUGGGUUGUGGAUACAGGAUGGCGAAGAACAUCACAGUGAAAAUACAAUGAAGAUACUGGAAUUACAAUUUGAAGAACGGGUCAGUAAGCUUGAGAGGAUCUUUGCGCUGCUGAAAGCUGAAAGACUUUCUCAUGGAUAACCUUUUUUGACCCAUUAGUAUCACAGUGAAUUGCAAGAUUAGCAUGAUAUGCUAUGUCAGCUUCAUUUGUACAAAAUCUUAAUAUUUUGUUGAAAUAAGUAGAUUGAUGUCAGAUCAGAGCAAUGUUUCUCUAUCCUUUAAAAGUUACUAUUUGGGGAUUUAACAGAAA